Molecule: messenger RNA, 1745 nt
Organism: Dendroctonus ponderosae (mountain pine beetle)
Lineage: Eukaryota; Metazoa; Arthropoda; Insecta; Coleoptera; Curculionidae
Exons: 7
Coding region: 125-1006 (293 amino acids)
Source: RefSeq, a predicted model, not a curated record
CAGCAUCCCGACGUCGCUUACCGCACAGUCUCAGCUACGCGUCGGGAAGUGAUUGAAAGUGCCGCCGUGCGCCCGUUGGUUCAGUGUUGAAGGAUACGCGUUUUACCAGCAGGUGCAGCAGGCGAUGUCCCACCUGCGGCCCCAGCUGCUCCUUUUGGGCCUCUUCCUGCUCAGCAAAGAAUCCUCGUCGCUCAAAUCUAUGGUGAUUAAGGUGCCGGAAGCGGUCCGGGCGGGCGACAGCGUCACUCUGUCCUGCCAGUACGACCUGGAGGACGUCGCCCUCUACUCAAUCAAAUGGUACUGGAAUGAGGAGGAGUUCUAUCGGUACAUCCCGAAGGAUUUGCCGCCCUACAAGUCGUUCCCCAUGCGCUUCAUCAAUGUGGACCUGUCAACGUCAGGCGAGCAGAAUGUGACGUUGCGUCACGUGCAAAGACAGUUGACGGGCGAUUACAAGUGCGAAGUUUCGUCCGAUGGGCCGCUGUUUCACACGGAGAUCCGAGUGGCGCACUUGAUAGUAGCAGACCUGCCAUUGGACGAUCCGGUGCUGAACAUUCGCGACACCAAAGUGGAGGUGGGCAAACCGAUCAGGUUGGAGUGCACGCAGUCUGGCUCGCAUCCGGCGGCCAACAUCAGCUGGUUCAUCAACAACAAACAGGUCAGCGACAAUUCGGACUUCAUUUCGAUUCAGGCGACCGAAGUGGGGCGGGAUGAAGGCGACUUGCAGUCGGCCCGAUCGAGAAUCUCGAUCCUCACCAAUAAAUCGCACUUUAAUCAGAGCGCGAUGACGAUCCGAUGCGAGGCCUCGAUCUACAAGAUCUGGAAACGAUCAGUGGAGAGCACGAUCAGAGACGAUUCGCCGAAAUUGGCGCAGGUGUUGGGCUCCACUCUGUCGCAGAGCCAAAAGGAUCCGAUUUUAGAACCGGCAAACAGCGCCCCCUGGACGACACGCCACGCCCACUGGACAGUGUUGCUCGGUUUGGUGUGCGCAACAGUGGCAUGCCGAUGACUCGAGUGAACGCGUAGUGAGUUGGUGAACUGCAGUGCUUCAACCCAUCGCUAGAGGGCGGUGCAUGCGACAGACGUGCCACUGUCAUUUAAGCGACUGUCAAAACCUGCAUUGUUAACCUUAACCUAAAAAAAAUCAAAAUAAAAUGACACAACGAAGUUCAGUAUGCACCGUCUUCGGGCUGGGCUGUUGAGUUUGUUUGGUCCCUUCCUGCCACCGUAUUAAUGGAAAUUCGGGCAAUAAUACUCAGUUACUAUCGUAAAUGUUCCCCACAUUGUAAAAAAAUAGCCUUAGGGUGUAUACACAGAUGUGAUCGAUGUAUAUAUGUAAAGACUAUUACAUGGUUGUAUUCCUUUGCCGCUAGGGGGCGUGAGCAGCGUGGAAAGGGGCGGGGUCUAGGUUCACCUAGCAACCUCGGUUGUUUGGCUUGGGUUGCCAGGGGCGUUGCUAGGAGUCUGUCACACGUCAACCGAUGACAUUCCGUGUCCCUUUCAGCGACAUCUCACCGCUCGCUCGCAAACUAAUUGAUGUACAGGGGAUUUUCCGUAGAUGUUAAGACUGUAAAUGGCUCAAAUAACGAAAAACGAAUAACACUAUUCCUAAACCCCCUUGAAAAAAAUUUAGAAAACGAAUAUUAUGGAAAACACUUCGUCAAUAUUUAGAAACUAAACGUUUAUCUGAAUGUUUGUUGUUAAAUCUGGUGUACUGGUUAAUUGAUGAAUAAAGAUUUCUAUAGAAA